UAAUCGAUUCAUUAAAAUAGAAAAUAAAGUUAUAUAUGCUUGGCUCAGGUAAUUACAGCUGCUUGAAGGUGGAUCUAAUCUUCACGAGAGAUCGUUCCUUCUAUUUUACUACGGUCUUCAUCCCGGGUAUUAUUCUAGUAACCAGCUCCUUCAUUACAUUUUGGCUUGAAUGGAAUGCCGUACCGGCACGAGUGAUGAUCGGUGUAACAACAAUGCUCAACUUUUUCACCACGUCGAAUGGCUUCCGGGGAACGCUGCCCGUUGUUUCAAAUUUGACUGCCAUGAACGUGUGGGACGGCGUGUGCAUGUGUUUCAUCUAUGCAAGUCUUCUCGAGUUUGUUUGCGUGAAUUACGUCGGUCGCAAACGACCAAUGCACAACGUUGUCUAUCGUCCAGGCGAGAAUCCUGUCACCCAGCGGCUUCCAGCGGUGCUCAGCAGGAUAGGAAUUAUAUUGGCCAGCCCCUUGAAGCGAGAAGGCGGAACUACUACCGGUGGCACUGGACCGAACGAGAUUGUCACUUGUACCAACUGCGGACCUAAUCCCUGCACGCACACUGCAACGAAUGGUUGCACCGCCGAGUUAAGAAAAAAGGAUCCGCCGCAUCCGAUUAGGGUAGCGAAGACGAUCGACGUGAUAGCAAGGAUCACUUUUCCAAUCGCCUAUUUCAUGUUCCUCACUUUUUUCUUCAUUCACUACAAAGGCACUUCGUAGAAUAAUGUAUAACUAUCUUUGAGAUAUUUCCCAUUUUGCUGGUAUGAGCAACAACGAAGCUUUGCAAUAGAUGUUGAAAUUUGUGCCAUAAAAAUCAAAUUUAAACUCAAGUUUUUUUUAAGAUCAAAAAUGUUUCGAAGUAGAAUCGAUAAAAGACAUUGAUAAUCAUUUGUCAUAAUAUUUAUUAUAAUUAUUAGAUAUAAAGACAACAACACAUAAUGUAGACAAAUAAAUAUUUAAAAUAAAUCUAAAAUUAAAUUGUUAAUAUUACUCUAUAAUUCAACAAAUUAAACAAAUUAACUAUAACGAAUACAUGGAAUUUCUGAAAGAUAAAAAAAUUUUUCUGAAGAGAGAAAGAAUUGCUAAUUCAAAAAUAUUUGAAAGCACAACAUAAAAAAGAAAAAUACCAACAGGGGAAUUAUCUCUGACUAGUUUCCUUUUUCUCUUAUGUGUGAUAAUUUUCCAAAAAAACACUUCUUUGUGCAGAAAGUAGAUCAUGUUUUGCGAUCACAUGCAGCGGCCAUAUGCACUUAUCUCAGUCUGUUUUCUUUCUUAUAUCUUAGAUAGAAUAAUCGCUGGCGACCACUUCAGCUAAGCAUAAAGAAUAAUGCUUAGCUUAGUUAACGACGAUCAAAGGUAAUAUAAUAAUUACAGACAAACAUCCAUUCUUAACAUUCUUUUAUGAUGCGUUUCAAAAUAUAUUGACAAACAUGUAUUGAACAUCCAUGUCCACAUCCACAUCCAACACUACACAUUUCUAGUACUAUAUUGAUACAUUUCCAAAUGUAUUCUUAAUUUCUAUAUUUUUAACAUUUUUUUGUGCUACUAUGUAAUUCAUAUUCGUUAUAUGAUCAUAAGGUAAGGAAAUUUUUCUUUAUGAUAUUAUAUAAUAUUAUAUGAAUAUGCUGAUACUAAAUGCACUUACACAAAGACACAGCAAAAACUAUAAAAUAUUAAAUAAAAUGAGUUAUUCAAAGAGGGAAGAUUUGAUAUAUUAAAGUAUGAAUAAUUUGCGUGAAUUAGUUAGUUUUUGGAAAAUAUGCAAUUAAAUUUGAAAUUUGAUAAUCUCCUAUUACAAAUUCUAUGUUGUAAGAAUUUUGAUCAUGUAAACAAUAUAGCAGAGUGGCCGAGCGGAAGAAAGAACACGAUUAUAUUUCAUUAUCUGCCGAAGAGUUCGAGUAUUCUUAAAGUCAAAUAUAACCAACCGUUAUAUUUUAUGAUAAGUAAUUAUUUUUUUAAGCAAAAAUGCUAAUAAUGAGUGUCAUUACAAAUUGUUAUAUAUAAUAUUUGUCAUAUAAUAUGUAAUAAAAG
Messenger RNA from Pogonomyrmex barbatus (red harvester ant), 2024 nucleotides. It is a transcript of the gene pHCl-1, whose product is annotated as pH-sensitive chloride channel 1. Gene Ontology annotation, biological process: monoatomic ion transmembrane transport. Gene Ontology annotation, molecular function: extracellular ligand-gated monoatomic ion channel activity; transmembrane signaling receptor activity. The record is from RefSeq and is a predicted model, not a curated record. NCBI's taxonomy places the organism in Eukaryota, Metazoa, Arthropoda, Insecta, Hymenoptera, Formicidae. Gene Ontology annotation, cellular component: membrane.